This is a messenger RNA of Acipenser ruthenus (sterlet), 1780 nucleotides long. Its product is annotated as prohibitin-2-like. Gene Ontology annotation, biological process: mitochondrion organization. Gene Ontology annotation, cellular component: membrane; mitochondrion. The coding region runs from base 78 to 998 and encodes 306 amino acids. The record is from RefSeq and is a predicted model, not a curated record. Lineage: Eukaryota; Metazoa; Chordata; Actinopteri; Acipenseriformes; Acipenseridae. The transcript is spliced from 10 exons.
GUCCCAGAAAGCACUGCAAGUACAGGAAGCGACUGUACUUGACCUUGCACAGGGUUAGCACCAGAGAGAGAAGCAGCAUGGCGAACAAGGAUCCUAGUAGUUUUUUUCAGCAGUUGCGGGACAUGGCUGGCAGGCUGUCCUCUGGUUCCAAGGGAGCAGGAAUGGGCCUCAAGUUACUAGUGGGUGCUGGCGCACUGGCUUAUGGAGUGAAAGAAGCUACGUACACAGUUGAAGGUGGGCAGAGAGCAAUUAUUUUUAACAGACUAGGAGGGAUGCAGGACACAGUUCUCUCAGAAGGGCUGCACAUCAGGAUACCAUGGAUUCAGUACCCUGUCAUUUAUGACAUUAGAGCAAAGCCAAGAAAGAUCUCCUCUCUCACUGGAUCGAAAGAUCUCCAGAUGGUGAACAUAGCCCUUCGUGUCCUGUCCAGACCUGAGGCCUCAAAGCUCCCAUUCCUCUACCAGCGCUUGGGCAAGGACUACGAUGAGAGAGUCCUGCCGUCCAUUGUCAAUGAAGUUCUCAAGAGUGUGGUAGCCAAGUUUAAUGCAUCCCAGCUCAUCACACAGAGAGCGCAGGUGUCCUUGCUGAUUCGCCGUGAGUUGUUUGAGAGGGCCAAGGACUUCAACAUCAUCCUUGACGAUGUGGCCAUCACAGAGCUGAGCUUUAGCAGGGAGUACACUGCAGCUGUGGAGUCUAAGCAAGUUGCCCAGCAGGAGGCCCAGAGGGCUCAGUUCUAUGUGGAGAAGGCCAAGCAGGAUCAGAGACAGAAAAUCAUCCAGGCUGAAGGAGAGGCUGAAGCUGCUAAAAUGCUUGGAGAAGCUGUCACUAAGAAUCCUGGCUAUCUGAAGCUGAGAAGAAUUAGAGCCGCUCAGGCCAUUGCAAAGACUGUGGCUGCAUCACAGAACAGAGUUUACCUGAACGCAGACAAUCUGGUCUUGAAUCUCCAGGACGAGUCCUUUAACAAUUUAACGUUGAAUUCUGUUCGAGGAAAGAAGUAACUUGUUCAAAAGCCUUGAAGAACCCAGUAAAUUUUGAUGACAACGAGAGCGUGCUGUCCCAUUGUCAUGUUGCAUAUUUGUUUUUGUGUAUUAUAGACCUGAUUAUCAGUACAGUAAAAUGUUAAGAGAAAUCGCUGACAUGGUUCUGUUUUGUUUUUGUAGAAUAAAAUACAGAUGUAUGCUUAAAAAAAAAACAAAAAAAAACCCAUAACCAUGUUAAAUUUUACAUUAUUUUAAUACUCCAUGCCUGUACUAUUUGCAGUCAUAGUUCAGCAUUCUGGGUACUCUUCUAUUAAACAAAACAGGCCUUGUUGAUCAGUUUGUUUCCAUUCCCCUAACUUGUUUACUUAAUAUACAUUUAAGUGCUUCUGUAAGAUUGUAGGCGGUUAUAAUUGACCUUUUAACAAUUUACAGAAAAUGUCUUUUAACACAGUCAUAAUGGAAUUGUAGUAUGUACAGCACAUGCAAAAUCACUCUGAGACACAUUUUCAAAGCAUCAUGCUAUUAACAGACUUUAAAUUAUUAUUUUUAUAAUUGUUUUCCUACAGCAACAUGUGUUGUGUUAAUUCUAAGACAAGGGGCAUCUCCUCCCACCCCCCACUUUGUUUUUUUUUUAUUUUUCUUUUUUUUAGAUCAACUGUAAAGGGUUUCAAUUAAAUUGGCUGCUUCCAGUUUGAAAAGCAGAAUGGAUUGGGAUCAGUCUAAGCUGUUUUGAGUCUUCACUAAGCCCUAUUGAUCCUGGAAACACCAGGACAAUAAAAUAAAAAUGGAUUUGCUUCAAA